GCAGCCGCUCUUCCCGCGCGUCCCCGGGGGCCAAGAGUGGGAAGUGCGAGUUUCCGCUCCUCCGCUUGUCUGUCCCCGGCCGCCUCUGCCUGCAAGACCGCAGAGCAGCCCAGGCAGCGGCGGCGGCAGGAAGCUCGCAGGGAGACGCAGCGCCGCCGACGGCUCUCUCCCGCCUAACCCUGCGCGGCGGCGGCGGCAGGGAACUGGCGAGCGCCGUCUCCAGCGGCGGGAAGCCGUCGGUUGACUUGGCGAAGGGGGUCUCUCCGUCCCCUCCUCGGCAGCGGGUUCGAGAGGCGCGCUCCCGACGCCAGAGGAGGAGCCCGACCUGCAGCCGCCGCGCAAGAGAGAGAAAGCGGGAGAGAAGAGAGGGUGGGAUGCCGGAGAGACGCCGAGGGAUCGGGGGAAGCUGCCGCUCGCCGCCCGCCCUCGUGGGAUGGAGCCUCCGCGCCCGCGCCGUCUGAUGCCGCUCCUCCUCCUCUACUGCUCCUUGGCUCUGCUGCCUCCCGCCGCGCAGCCCGUGUGCCCGGAGCCAUGCGACUGCCAGCAGCAGCAGCACGUCCUGUGCACCAACCGAGGGCUGCGGGCCGUGCCCAAAGCCGUCGAGCCGCAGGACAUCCUCACCUACAGCUUGGGCGGCAACUUCAUCGCCAACAUCUCCGCUUUCGACUUCCACCGCCUAGUGGCGCUGCAGCGCCUCGACUUGCAGUACAACCGCAUCCGCGCGCUCCACCCGAAGGCCUUCGAGCGCCUGGCGCGCCUGGAGGAGCUCUACCUGGGGAACAACCUCCUGACGGCCCUGGCGCCCGGCACCCUGCGCCCCCUGGCCAAGCUGCGCAUCCUCUACGCCAACGCCAACGAGAUUAGCUCCCUGAGUGCGGCUUCCUUCGCAGGGCUGGGCAGCCUGGUCAAGCUGCGCCUGGAUGGCAACGCCUUGGGCUCCCUCGGAGAUGCCACGUUCUCAGGGAUGUCCAACCUGCUCUAUUUGCACCUGGAAGCCAACCGCAUCCGCUGGCUGAGCCGCAACGCCUUUGCCGGCCUGGGGAAGCUGCGCUUCCUCGACCUGUCGGGGAACCAGCAGAGCCUGCUGCGCCACCCCGACAUCUUCCGGCCGAUGCGUUUGCUCAGCACCCUCCUCCUUUCGGGCAACAGCCUGCAGCAGCUGGGGAAAGGGCUCUACCAACACCUGCCCAACUUGACCAAGCUGUCCUUGAGCGGCAACCGCCUGGCUUGGUUGGCGCCGGAAGCCUUUGCUGGCUUGGGGGCCCUCAAGGAGCUGCGGUUGGAUGGGAACGUUCUGAGCCAGCUGCCUGUGCCGCUGCUGCAGCCGCUGUGCAGCCUGGAGGUACUGGACCUGAGCCACAACGCCCUUGCCGCUCUCCUGCCGGGUGCCUUCACUCAGCUGCACAAGCUGCGGGAGCUCAGCUUGCAGGACAACGCCUUGGCUACGGUGCCCGGUGACCUCUUUGCCUCCAGCCCCGCGCUCUAUCGCUUGGAGCUGGAUGGAAAUCCCUGGAACUGCGACUGCCACCUGCGAGGCCUGAAACACUGGCUGGGCUCCUGGCAUGCACAGGGUCGGCUCCUCACAGUGUUUGUGCAGUGCCGGCAGCCGCGGGCCCUGGCUGGGAAAUACCUUGAUUAUCUGGAGGACGCCCAGCUCUCGACGGCUCUCAACGGCUCCUCAUGCCCCAACGUGGUGGCCUCCUCUCCUGCCCCGCUCGCUAGGGGCAACAGCAGCUCUGGCCUGGGCCUAGUGCAGGAGAAGGUUGGCUCCUUGCCCUCUGCCUCGACCAUGCAGCUGCUGGGCUCUCAGAAGAUCUUGGCGUCCGGAAGAGAGAGCUGGGCAGCUGAGACGGGCCCCACAACCUCAAUGCCCGGCUUGCACCUCAGCACCAGGCCACCCUCCCUACCUGGAGCUGCUUGGCCCAGACGGGCAGGCAAAUACCACUCAGUUUCGUCUGGCAUCCCUCCGCUGGUCACCGACCCCUGCGAUUUCAACAAGCUGUUCCUCUACAACCUGUCUGUGGAGGCGGUCGGCUCUGGCACGGUGACGGUGCGCUGGGGGGUCCGCCCGCACCGCAGCCCCCGCCUGCUUGGCCCCGUGCGCUUCCGAGUCCUCUUCGACCGCUUUGGGGCUGCCACCAAGUUCCAGCGGUAUGUUUACCUCCCUGAGUGGAGCGAGCCCGUGGCUACUCUGCAGGAGCUGCGCCCCGACACCCCUUACCUGGUCUGCGUGGAGGGCGUGAUCGGGGGCCGCGUCUGCUCGGUGGCGCCGAGAGACCAUUGCGCGGGGCUGGUCACCCUGCCCGAAGAAGGUGCGGGCGCUUCCGCCGCCGUGGCAGGCAGGUCCCCAAACCUGGACCACCAACUCCUCACCCUGGUGCUGCUGGCGGUCAAUGCGUUGCUGCUUUUCCUGGCCCUGGCGGCCUGGGCUUCCCGCCUGGUGCGGAAAAAGGUGCUGGGGUGCCGGCGGCGGAAGGCAGCGUCGCCUGUGCACGUCCGGCAGAUGUAUUCGACCCGCCGGCCCCUGCGCUCCAUGGGGACGGGUGUCUCCGCCGACUUUUCCGGCUUCCAGUCCCACCGCCCGCCCCGAAGUGCGGUCUGCGCCCUGAGCGAAGCCGACCUCAUUGAGUUCCCAUGCGAGCGUUUCAUUGACAGUGGCGCCGGAGGGAACAGCAGCGCACGGCGUGGAGAGGAUCACCUGCUGCAGAGGUUUGCAGACUAGAGGUGCAGACGGAACAAAUGCUGCGGCUUCCAUCGCCGCCCUGUUAUGCCGGAAUCAAGUGCCCAGCGCUGAGAUUUGGCAAGGUCUGCUGGGAAUGGCAGCCUUUGGUUGGGGAUACUUGGGCCUUCUGCUGUGUAAAAAUGGCGGCUCAUCAGACGAAUGUUGGAUGGUUCUAGGAUAGGGUAUGCUGGGAAAACAGGAGCAGCAAAGGGGUUGCUUGUUUCUCAUUUGGGGACCAACCCUAGUUAAAGCGGGAUUCUACCACUGUUCUCUUAAAAUUACCACUGUCCUUUACUGUAGCUGAAGGGGCACUGGUUCCUCUUCGUGGGCAACUAUCAACUUGGUGAUGAGGGUUUUAUGAUUGUCCAAUCAUCAGUUUCCACACUGAGAUGGUCUGUUGUUGUUUUCUAAAUAACUAUUCUGUAAUCGUCCCUAACCUGUGGAUAUAAUUCUUUAGCUAAUCCUAAUUACCGUUGGCCAAGAAAUGAACAGAGAUACUAGGAAUGAAUCAGAAGAUGGAGAAUGUAACCCUAUACAAGUGUUCAGCGCUCAGGUGGAUUGUGUGCCUUAUAGUUGCUCCGUUUUUGCACCAUUUUACGUGCCAGGUACAUCACUUAAUGCAAGUCCCAGGUUCUCCUCUUUCACAGGACUAGGGUCCUGUUACUUCCGCAUAUGAACUGUCUUACAUGUGAGAACGCCGCAUACAGCUUAAAUCCCCCUUACCCACUAGAAUGGUUAAACCAAAUGUUUGUCCAGUGUGGCAUGUGGCCAGCCAGAUACCUUCAGGGAGCAGGACAUGAACACAACGGCCGUCUUCUGCUUGCCUACUCGAAUUAAUAUUUAGAACGGGGUUUCCUAAACUUGGGUCUCCAGCUGUUUUUGGACUACAACUCCCAUCAUCCUUCACUAGCAGGACCAGUGGUCAGGGAUGAUGGGAAUUGUAGUCCAAGGCAACUCAAGUUUGGGAAACUCUUGAUUUAGAGCAGGCAUCCCUAAACUUCGGCCCUCCAGAUGUUUUGAGACUACAAUUCCCAUCAUCCCUGACCACUGGUCCUCUUAGCUAGGGAUCAUGGGAGUUGUAGGCCAAAACAUCUGGAGGGCCGCAGUUUGGGGAUGCCUGAUUUAGAGGCAUGCUACCUCUCCAAACUCUAUAGCUAUCAAUAGCCUUACUUUUCAUUGAGUUUGUUUAAUCCCCGGUUUUUGCUGGCGGCCAUCUGUACAUCUUAUGGCAGGGAGUUCCAUAGUUUAUGUGCUGCUCGAAGAAGUGCUUCGUUUUGUCUGUCCUCAUCUCACACCCUUCAGCUUCAUUGGAUGACCCCAUGUUCUCACGAUAUGACAAGGAGGAAAGCUUCCUACCUGCUUUCUCCAUGUGGUGGAUACUUUUUAUUUAUUUCUGCCACACCCCACCUCACCUUUUCUCCAAACUGAAAAGGUUGAAGGAUUUGUAACCUUCCCUUAUGGAGGAGAGUUGUGCCAGCUCCGUUUAUACUACCUAAAUGUAUGGAGCCUACACAUGGUGGUUCUGCCACCACUGGGUAUAUGCUGGCACUGUCAUGCACUUGUUGCAAG
Messenger RNA from Zootoca vivipara (common lizard), 4291 nucleotides. It is a transcript of the gene TRIL, whose product is annotated as TLR4 interactor with leucine rich repeats. Gene Ontology annotation, biological process: regulation of cytokine production involved in immune response; toll-like receptor 4 signaling pathway. The record is from RefSeq and is a predicted model, not a curated record. Gene Ontology annotation, cellular component: extracellular matrix; lipopolysaccharide receptor complex. Gene Ontology annotation, molecular function: lipopolysaccharide binding; protein binding. Lineage: Eukaryota; Metazoa; Chordata; Lepidosauria; Squamata; Lacertidae.